Molecule: messenger RNA, 1633 nt
Organism: Ictalurus furcatus (blue catfish)
Lineage: Eukaryota; Metazoa; Chordata; Actinopteri; Siluriformes; Ictaluridae
Gene: mal2
Product: mal, T cell differentiation protein 2
Exons: 4
Coding region: 275-811 (178 amino acids)
Biological process (GO): myelination
Cellular component (GO): membrane
Molecular function (GO): structural constituent of myelin sheath
Source: RefSeq, a predicted model, not a curated record
GGCUUCUUCUGAAUAAUUCAACACGGGCAGAGCUGUGAAAGAAAAGAGAGACAGACGGCAGAGCAGGUGUCUGAUCUCACCUCAGACGCCUUUUUGUCCUCUCCUGCAUUCCACACUGAGGACAAGGACAGGAGUGGCUCUAUGCACAUACACCUGUAGGACCGGUUUUGCAAAUCACGUGACACUUGUGGAAUUUUUUCCACCUCUCUCUCUCUCUCUCUCUCUCUAUCUCUCUCGCUCGCUCGCUCGCUCGCUCUCUGUUCCACUGCAGAAGAUGGCAGAAGUGACGAACCAGGCGGCCACCUCGUUCCCGGCGCCCACCAUCUCCCUGCCACUUGGGCUGGAAGUCAUCAGGACCUACUCCGGAACACUGAUCUGCAUGGAGAUUGUCUUUGGGGGUUUGGUUUGGAUUCUCGUGGCCUCCUCGAACAUCCCUGUGCCGCUGCUCCAGGGCUGGGUCAUGUUUGUGUCUAUCACCGCGUUCUGCUGCUCCACGGCCUACCUCGCCCUCUUCCUGCUUGGCUUAGCAAGCCGAAUCAACACCGACUGGAACUUCAUGGAUAUGAUGUACCACUUCGUUGCCCUGCUCUUCUACUUCACGGCGUUUGUGCUGGAAGCUGCGACGACGUCCGGAGCACGAAAGCAGUACGUGAACAACACAACGUGUGUCCUCAGACCCAGCUCUAACAUCAUCACCUUCAUGGAUUUCAGACAGUACAGUAUUAACGUGGUGGCUACGAUAUUCGCGUUCAUAGUGACCGUGUGUUACGGCUGCAGCCUGUUCAUGGGCUUUAAGCGAUGGAGGAAGUGACGAUGAGACUCCGCCUUCACAGAGACGCUCCCUGAUCACACGUUUACUCCAAGUGUGUUAUUACUAUCCACAACACACACACACACACACACACACACACACACACACAAAUGUGAGAAUUCUGGUUAUUUAACAUGGAAGUGUAUUUUUAGCUGCACUGGAUUUAACUAAGGAACGUAUUUUAGUUCUGUAAAGCUGAGAUGUGUUCUGUGUUACGUUGGAAAACAUUUCUGUCAAAAGUAUCCAUGAGUUCUGGACCCAAAAAAGUAAACCUUACAUCUAGUUUAUAUUUUAUCUACAAAAGAAAAACAAUAUAAUUUAAAAAAUGACAUUUAGGUGCAUCCUGAAACAAGGUAUCAUCAUUUUAUUAUUAUUAUUAUUAUUAUUAUUAUUAUUAUUAUUAUUAUUAUUAUUAUUAUUUCUUUACAUUUAUAUAAUUUUAAAAGGGGUGUGCAAACCUUUGAAGUGAUAUUUGAACUUUUUUACUAUUAAUAUCUAAACAUAUUCCAUUUGCAUUUUUGUUACUUGUGAUAAUGAAGUAUGUAAAUGUUAUUUUGCUUUAAAUUACAUUUCUUUGUCUUCUUCAUUUUGCAGUAAGGGUGUGCAAAGUUUUGCACUCGCACCCUAGAGAAUAUUUCAGUUUUAUAUAUAUAUAUAGAUGGAUGGAUAGAUAAUUUAACUUUGGCCUCUGUCCAGUUUAAAUGUAAAAAUCUAAUCUAAUCUAAUCUAAUCUAAUCUAAUCUAAUCUAAUCUAAUCUUAUGUGUCUGUUCACAGUAAAACUCAUUAAUUUUAUUGUUGUCUGAAUAAACAAGUAUUUUUAA